CCUGCGCACAGGCUCCGCGAGCUGCGCUCUGCGUGGGGACCGGAAAGGGCUCCCUCGGGGAGCGCGGAGCCGUGUGUCCGCGAACGUGGACGGGGGGAACACGCGCGAAUACAGAAGGGGGGUGUGGGGUCUCCACGGCCCUUUGCCACCCAGCACGCGCCAGCGGAUUCUGACCGAGUCCUGGUCACACGAGCUCGCCUGCGCAGCCCCCUGGGAAACAGACCUGGAAUUCCUGCUGGGAGGAGGGUGGGGGGAGGGGAGCCAGCAGGGAUUCCAGAGUUCCUGCCAUAGGCCGGCCUUUUCGCCAUCGGCCUGGACAAUUCAUGCUGUGACCUUAGCAGUGGAGGAAGUGACCCCCAAACGCGGCCCUGUGCUUCCUUGGUGAAGGGGGUAAGGCUGGCCUCUCUGCCCUCAGAGGUCUGAGCUCUGCCAUGGGGGUAGGGGUGUCUUUACUGCUGCAGUUUUCUCUGACGUCUGGGGACUACCAGAGUGUGGGCGGAAGCAGGCGCUCCAGCCGCAGGCACAUCCCCGGGAGGAGCUGGAAAGAGCCUCAUCUCCAGCUCCACAGCCUCCAGGCAGAGGAAGAACCGAUGCUGGAACGUCGCUGCAGGGGCCCCAUGGCCAUGGGCCCCGCCCAGCCCCGACUCCUUUCUGGGCCCUCCCAGGAGUCGCCCCAGACCCUGGAGAAGGAGCCCCAAGGGCUGAGGUCACAAGGCACUGCUGUGGCCCAGUCGGGCAGCCAGGCCCUAGGUCGGGCCCAUCGUUGUGCCCACUGUCGAAGGCACUUCCCGGGCUGGGUGGCCCUCUGGCUUCAUGCCCGGCGCUGCCAGGCCCGGCUGCCCCUGCCCUGUCCCGAGUGUGGCCGUCGCUUCCGCCACGCCCCUUUCUUGGCACUGCACUGCCAGGUCCAUGCCGCCGCCACCCCAGACCUGGGCUUUGCCUGCCACCUCUGCGGGCAGAGCUUCCGAGGCUGGGUGGCCCUGGCUCUGCACCUGCUGGCCCACUCGGCGGCAAAGCGGCCCGUCGCCUGUCCCGACUGCGAGAGACGCUUCUGGCGGAGAAAGCAGCUGCGGGCCCAUUUGCGGCGCUGCCACCCCCCGGCGCCCGAGGCUCGGCCCUUCAUAUGCGGCAACUGUGGCCGCAGCUUCGCCCAGUGGGACCAGCUGGUUGCUCACAAGCGGGUUCACGUGGCCGAAGCCCUGGAGGAAGCGGCGGCCAAGGCCCUCGGGCCUCGGCCUCGGGGCCGUCCGGCGGUGACCGCGCCCCGGCCCGGUGGAGACGCCGUCGACCGCCCCUUCCAGUGUACCUGCUGCGGGAAGCGCUUCCGCCACAAGCCCAACCUGAUCGCCCACCGCCGCGUGCACACAGGCGAGCGGCCCCAUCAGUGCCCCGAGUGCGGGAAGCGCUUCACCAAUAAGCCCUACCUGACCUCGCACCGGCGCAUCCACACGGGCGAGAAGCCCUACCCGUGCACCGAGUGCGGCCGCCGCUUCCGCCACAAACCCAACCUGCUGUCGCACAGCAAGAUCCACAAGCGCUCCGAAGGGUCUGCCCAGGGUGCCCCCCGCUCGGGGAGCCCCCAGCGUCCCGCCGGCCCCCCGGAGCCCUCGUCAGAGCCCGCCCCGGAGCCCCCGCUGAAGCCGGCGCCGGAGCCUUUGGAGGCCCCAGGGGAGCCCCCCGGCCACCAGGCGGAGGCCCCGCCCUCUCUCUACAGCUGCGAGGACUGUGGGCGGAGCUUCCGGCUGGAGCGCUUCCUGCGGGCCCAUCAGCGGCAGCACACGGGCGAGCGGCCCUUCACCUGCGCCGAGUGCGGGAAGAACUUCGGCAAGAAGACCCACCUGGUGGCCCACUCCCGGGUCCACUCAGGCGAGCGGCCCUUUGCCUGCGAGGAGUGCGGGCGCCGCUUCUCCCAGGGGAGCCACCUGGCCGCCCACCGGCGCGACCACGCGCCGGAGCGGCCCUUCGUCUGCCCGGACUGCGGGAAAGCUUUCCGCCACAAGCCCUACCUGGCCGCCCACCGGCGCAUCCACACCGGCGAGAAGCCCUACGUCUGCCCUGACUGCGGCAAAGCCUUCAGCCAGAAGUCCAACCUGGUGUCGCAUCGGCGCAUCCACACGGGCGAGCGCCCCUACGCCUGCCCUGACUGCGACCGCAGCUUCAGUCAGAAGUCCAACCUCAUCACCCACCGCAAGAGCCACAUCCGGGACGGCGCCUUCUGCUGCGCCAUCUGUGGCCAGACCUUUGACGACGAGGAGAAGCUCCUGGCCCAUCAGAAGAAGCAUGAUGUCUGAGGGGGCAGGGGCGGCGGGGGCCGAGGGAGGUCGGGCCUGGACGUCGUUCACACUGUGCCCUGUGCUACUGCUUGUAGGCAGGGAGGGGAGAGGAGGAGUGGCCUGCCCCGUUAGAGAGGGGGGUCCCCAGCCCCUGCAGUCAGGGAGUCCACUUGCAGAGCAGGGACCCCGGCCUCCAGCUGGUGUUUGCUAAGGCUCGGCCCUGACUGCCCUGCGCCCUGGAAAAGUAGCAAUAGCAGCUCCACCCACCCCUUAGAGCCCUCCGGCCGGAGGGGCCGCCAGUGGACAGGAAGACCCCUCUCCUCUGGUGGUAACGCCUUAAUGUCUCUGUCUCUUGCUGUGAGUUCCUUCAGCUCGUUUUCUGGAAGUACGUGUGGUUCAGUCCUUAGUGAAUGAGCGCCCGGGAGGAAAAGUGGACCAGAUGGAUACACCUGGGAGAACCUGCCGGCCUCGGUCGGCACCUGGGCCUUUUCCAGUACUGGGAGGCGAAGCCGAGCUGCUCUCGCCUGCCUCACCGCCUCCCCUCCGUCCUGCCCCUGCACAGGCACCCAGAUUUGGAGAGACCCAUCUACUGUUCGUUCUUGGCUCCCCUUCCUCCCAGAAGAUCCAGUCCCCCGCCCUGGGCAUUUCCCCAUCUGCCUGACUUGCUUUACCCACCGGCCUCCCAGUGCUUAGGGCAUCCCCUGGCUGUCAGCCGCCCUGCGUCAGGGCUUUUGUCUGAACACCGCAGCCUGCCUUCACUCCCUUCAGAACUCAGCAUGUAGUGGGGAGGACUGCCCCAUUGAUGACGGAGGGCCAGCUGAUGGGAAAUGGGGGUGAGUUUCCCCUUCAGCAUUUCUAGCGUCUGGAUGCCCAGCCUCUGCCUGAAUACUUAGGUGACAGGGAGUUUCCCCCCACCCCCCAGGCCCUGGUUCUAUUGUAGAAUAAUUCUGAUUGUUAGAGAUUCUUCCUUAUAAUGAAAGAAGUCUGCUUCCCUGUAAUUUCUACUGUUGGGCCUUGUUCUCUGGAACUAAACACACAACCACUUACCCUCCUUUUCAAACUAGAGAAUAAAGAUCUGGUUUUAGAA
Molecule: messenger RNA, 3360 nt
Organism: Balaenoptera ricei (Rice's whale)
Lineage: Eukaryota; Metazoa; Chordata; Mammalia; Artiodactyla; Balaenopteridae
Gene: REPIN1
Product: replication initiator 1
Exons: 3
Coding region: 432-2291 (619 amino acids)
Biological process (GO): regulation of transcription by RNA polymerase II
Cellular component (GO): nucleus
Molecular function (GO): RNA polymerase II cis-regulatory region sequence-specific DNA binding; DNA-binding transcription factor activity
Source: RefSeq, a predicted model, not a curated record